CGCGACGUUCUCUAGCUGCUCUAUCUCGUAUCUGUCGUGCCUUCAAAAACAUAGCUUUAGAUGUGCUAUCGGUCAAGCUGGAGAAUUUUAAACCGCUUUUCAUUGGCCUUCUAGGAGACCUAUGACAGGUGAUCGGAAGCUGAGACAUAUAACCACUGCGGAUUGGUCGGCCUACAAGCAAUAUACAUCUCGGGUGCAAGUUCUGGGAGACAUGAAUUCAAAUCUUUUCGGAGGCAUAGUCGUACAUGCCAUGAUAGGUUUUCUUCGCCUAACCUUCGAGGACUCAGGCGCGGAGAAGGCCCUCAUAAUCUUUAUGCAUGCAUACGUUGCCGCCCGGGUCCUAGCCUCGGGACGCUUUGUCUGCGUCUGGUAUCUAAGGAAGAAGAUUUCUGGGCGCAUAUCAUGUUUUCAGUUAUAUCAGGUCUCAGCAGAUACCACGUUUAGAAGCCGUGGAACCACAUGCGACGUCUCAAGUCAGCGAGCUCGCUCUCUAUGGACUCACGCACCUGCAGGAAGUAUCACCACCCUUGUUCAGUAACGACGCUUUAUCUUGUCCAAGUGGUCUUGUUGGCCUUCAAGUAUUGGAUAUCCGAAUUGCAGUACCUCUCACCCGCGUCGAGUCUCAAUUUCGUACCUUCAGCCUGGACAAAUUAAUUGUCCACUCGUCCGAGUUGAUCUUGGGCGGUAACCUGAUAGAAGGCUGGGUGAUUCUAUACAGACGGCUGCAGCUGGUAUCCGAGCAUCCUGAAAUUGUGCUUGCCGUCGAGCGCUCCCUGUGCAAGCUGAACGAUCGAA
This is a messenger RNA of Suillus discolor, 795 nucleotides long. RefSeq lists its product as uncharacterized. The record is from RefSeq and is a predicted model, not a curated record. The transcript is spliced from 2 exons. NCBI's taxonomy places the organism in Eukaryota, Fungi, Basidiomycota, Agaricomycetes, Boletales, Suillaceae. Bases 122 to 538 code for a protein of 138 amino acids.